AAAAAAGUAUCAACAAAAGUAUCUCCUUAACUUAAGGCAGUUUCUAUCGUCAGUUGGAUUUUAACAAGACUCUUAUAUAGACGUACUAGGAGCUGUUAAUUCAAAACAAGGGAGAAUGAAAAAUAUAAUUUUCUUAUUGAAGAUUUACUUCAUGUUCAUCUUAGUUCAACCAACUUUUACUGUACAUGAACUGAAAGGCUUGGAUUACCAAAUAUUGGAAGAGUUGAUUUCAUUACGAAAAGAAGUAUCCGCGGCUAACAAGAAAAUAGAACGUCUGGAAAGUAAAGAUGCUGCGGGUGCUGCGGGUGCUGCGGGUGAUACUUAUAUCAGAUGGGGUCGCAAGAGUUGCCCUGAUAAUGAAACUAGCCUUGUAUAUACUGGUUUUAUGGCUGGAUCGGAUAAGAGUCAUUCAGGGGCUGGCUCUAAUUACCUUUGUUUAACCGACACACCGAUUUGGGAUCAAUAUAGGGAUGGAAAAGUAAACAGUCUCGGAAGAAUCACUGGUGUAGAGUAUCAAUUCUGGAACCAAAGAUCAACGGGUGCUGCAGAAUUUUUCGGAGAUAACAUGUACAACCAUAACGCUCCAUGUGCUGUGUGCUACACGAAACGACGUGUGUCAGUAAUGGUUCCGGGAAGAAACAUAUGUUCCAAAGGUUGGACGAUGGAAUACAGUGGUUAUCUCGUCACUGGCUACCAUGGCGACGCAAGUGCUACUGAGUACGUUUGCCUAGAUAGGCGACCGGAAAAGGUUGUAAAUGGGGACGCAGAUGAUGAAGAUAACCGGCUUUAUCUAGUAGAAGCAACAUGCAGUGGAAGUUUAGCUUGCCCGCCGUAUGUGGCAGGAAGGGAGAUAACAUGUGUAGUAUGUUCUCUGUGACUCACUAAGUGAUUGAUCACUCUAUAUAUGUAACAAAACAAUUAACUAAAAAAACCCA
Ruditapes philippinarum (Manila clam) is the source of this 935-nucleotide messenger RNA. RefSeq names its product short-chain collagen C4-like. The record is from RefSeq and is a predicted model, not a curated record. The transcript is spliced from 3 exons. Lineage: Eukaryota; Metazoa; Mollusca; Bivalvia; Venerida; Veneridae. Bases 116 to 877 code for a protein of 253 amino acids.